UUUAUUUACUGUAUUACUAAUGAUCUUUGGAUGUCCAAAACUUCACCUUUCUGGAAGAGGGUGGUGGUGGGUUUUUAUUUUGCUUUCAAAAUUUAAACCAAAGAAAAAUGUAAAGCUUGUAGUCAGACAUAAACAUCUAUAUUCUGGAGUAAGGUGAUGGUAAAAUAUUUGUAAUUUGCCUAUUUAGAGAUAUAUUUGAUGUGAUACUAAAUCAUGUAUCAUCUAUAUAGUGAAGAGUGCAGUGAAAUAAACAAAAAAUAUGAGCAGCUUUGAUAUGAGGAAUGCUAUGCACUAGUCAAGGUAAAUUAGCAGAGUCCUCCUUGCAGCCUUUGUCUUAGUUUCCAGUGUGACAGGAGGAUAUUAACUGCUGAUAAAAUCAGGGUAGGAAAGCAGUGCUUCCAUUAAAAUGUUACAGUUUUGGAUAUUGAAGCAGACCUUACUUUUUCCUCUUUUUCCAGCAUCAAGAAAGUGAUCCAUAUCAUAUUUGCUUGAAAACCAUUAGUCACCAUUCUAGAGAUAUAGCUAAUUACUUUUAACUAAAAAUAAUAUUUUGAUAAAGCUGUGCUGUUUCUCCUGGGAAUUGUUUUAAACUUCCUACGUGCCUAGUACCCAUUUUCUGCAAUACGGCUUGGGAGGAAUUUGUACUGCACUGUUCAAUAGCAACAGGUCUGAAGAGUAUCAAGGAUGAAAUUCUCAAGGGUCUUUAUGUCAUGGUUGGAAAUGGAAUCAUUACUGUAUUUUUGAACUCCUGCUAACGUCAUUGACACCCACCUACAGUCUACUAGAAAUAUAAGUGCAGAGAUCAGGUUGUUCACAGAUUACGAGGAGACCAACCAAGAAGGGGCAAGCCAAAGCCAAAUUCCCUGGUAAGUUCUAUUUUAAAGAAUGUGAGAGGGAGAAUUCCUUUUCUCCCCUUGAGUCAAGCUGUGAAAUGGAUCUCUAGUAUGUUAGACCAGGCUGUAUGAAAUACCAUUGCACUUAUUAUUAUAUGUUGUAAAAUUUAACUCUCUGGAUCUUGACCCAUAUUUUUGCAUUCUCCUUGGAACACACAGAGUUCUGGUGCUGUAUUAGCCAUUGAAAGUAGCUGUAUUUAAUAAAUGUGAACUUACAAAUGUAAUAUUUUGUGUUGAGUGUUUUACUGGUCCCUCAAAAGGGAGACCAGUGUCUAGAAAUAGCUUUGGUAUGGGAAACGCUUGUUUAGAGUAAUUUGUUCUUCCAAAUACCUUAGAACUAUGAAAACAGAGUUGAUAGUAUAUGGAUGUAAUCUGAUUUGUGUGUUCCCAGUGACAGCUCUGUAGCCUUUAAGGAAUCUGUCUGUUUGCCCUUCUUACAGACAGUCUGUUCAUCUCCAGCAUGAGGAAAGUGCUGCUCCUGGGGCUGUACGUAGUAUUGGCUGUGAGAGGAUUGGCAAAGGGUGCUCCUUUCCAACCAGAAGACAAAUGGAAGCCUCUUGAUAACCCCAGAAACAGAGACCUGUUUUUCAGAACGCUCCAGGCUUACUUCUCUGGCAGGGGUCUCGAUCUCAGGAAGUUUCCUGCUACUUUCACUGUGAACAAUGAAGGACCAAGGCCUGUCAUGUUCUACUCAGAUCCUGUGGCUUCUGCAUUUGCAGAUUAUGAGGAAAGGAAAAAAUCUUUUCAGAACUAUUUCAAAGGUUGAAAGAUUCUGCUAAUGAAGGUGUUAAUUUCAGAACUCCAUACCAAGUGGAAACCACAGCAAAAUGUUACUGCUCUGACUUUAUUACUUGACAAUUCACAAUUUUCCUCACUGUCACGUUUUCUGCCAAUGGAAUCUGGUGUCCUGCUGUAAUGAGCAUUAUUCUGUCUCUUGACAAAUGUGUGCUCUUCGGCUGCUGCAGUUUGUGAGCAGAAUUGUGCUUAAGUGUGAAUAAAUGAGGAGUGCAACAGCGUGCAUUUAACUUCUGCCACGUGUCUUUGUUCAAAGCCGGUAAAUAAACGUUCCCUUUCACUUUAUUAGAACG
Oenanthe melanoleuca is the source of this 1981-nucleotide messenger RNA. It is a transcript of the gene C7H2orf66, whose product is annotated as chromosome 7 C2orf66 homolog. The coding region runs from base 1354 to 1659 and encodes 101 amino acids. The transcript is spliced from 3 exons. The record is from RefSeq and is a predicted model, not a curated record. Lineage: Eukaryota; Metazoa; Chordata; Aves; Passeriformes; Muscicapidae.